GACGUAGUGCACAAUGUCCGACGAAGAAGUUAUUUUUGAGAAUUCUGCCUUGUUUCAACACCUGCAAGAUGUUGGCUUCAGUAAAGAUGACAUCCAUGCGGAGAAAAUACAUGCAAAGACAUCCGCUGAUCAGUUUGUUCAGGAGGUUACCAAGCCAAAAGGUGAAUGGUUCUCCGCUUUGAAGAAUGGCGCCAUCUCCAGGAUUGUCGGGUGUUACCAGAAAGCGGUCCAUGAACAGGAUGCCCACUAUAAAACCAUAGUGACCCAGACAGUAGCAAGGAGUAAAGCGCUCGUGGAAGAUGACGCUGCCUUUCUGGAAAAUUUCGUUGCGUUGCCAAAAGAAGGAGAACAACCGAAGAAGAAGAACCCGCAUGAAUUAACGCUGAGUAAGGUGUUGAGGGUCUGGAGUCACUGGGCGAUUGUCCUGGCUUACCUAGUCCACCGCUUGAUCACCUUGCAAUUGCCCAACUGGUAUGUCUUCACAGACAUCUGCGCUGGCCUCGUCAUGGCGUUCUACCUUAUUCCGACAACGGUCCUCUAUCUGUUCCUGUGGAGACACAACGCUGCCUGGCUGCAGAUGAUGCAGCAACUACAGAUGUAUCUGAUCCUCGCAACUGCUCUGUCGCAGUAUAUGAAAAAGUCUGUGCGCUUUAUUCAGGAGAUGGAGCUGAUCAAUAGAGGAUUUACUAUGGUGUCGGCUUUAUCGCCCGUGACCAGGUUAGAGCAGUCCUCACAGAAAGGCAGCCUGCGCCAGUCUCCCCAACUCAGACAGAUCCUGUUCCAUGUGUCGAGGGACAUCAUGCUCAUCCAUAAAAGAGCAACAUGCAUUUUAUUAGAUGUAUGCCCUUUAUUGCCUGAGAUUGACAACUCCAGCAACUAUAUCGCUAACAUAUCACUUGACGAGUAUGGACCAUGUCUCUCAAUAACCCUGAAUAGCAAGGAAGCUGAGGCCAAACUAAUGGAGGCAACAGAUGAUUAUGCUUUAGCUGCCCUCAAGGCGAUGUGUCAGCUGUGUGAGUUACAGUUUUCCGAGUACACGCGGAGAUUUGCCUUAAGCCAUGUCAGUGACUUAGAGAGACCAAACCGCAGCAACAAGCAAAAUAAGAAGUUGGUUUACGUUCAGAUGUUGCGAGAACUGAUCAGCAAGCUACAAGAUGGUGUGGGUACGCUGCAGAGGCUGUAUGAAUUCCACAAAUGUUCCGUGUUGGAGAGGCGUAGAAGUAGUGCUGGGAUACUGCCGUUGGCAAAGACUCCCCAAGAAAACGUUCACGUGGCUGUCCACAGUUUGGAAUUGCACUUACUGUCAUUGUUGAAGAGGGUGAGGGAUGUGCAGGACACAAUACAAGCAAUGGAGCCCUCAGAGAAGCGUAACCUUGAGGUCAGCAUCCUCUCUGAGUACCAGAUCAUGAAGAUGGACCUCGAUGCAUGCCGGGGAUGCUGGGAGGAAGGCCUGGCGCGAUUAGAGAAAAUGUUUGACGUGAACCAACACUCUCAAACAGUUUCCAAUGUUGAGACACCCACACCAUCAGCCUCGGCUGCAGACAUAAAACCAAUCCCUCUGAUCAAGUUGGACAGCCCCCUCAUCCAAGAUGAGGUGUUUGAAGCCUACACUGACGACGUUGAUGAAAUCCAGCGAGACUUCAGCUGGGACGAGUUCCUCACACCGGAGGAAAAGGCCAAAAAGAAGCGAGAGAAGGAAGAGGCCAAACGUUUGUUAAACGAGCUGCGGUCUGUCAUCAAUAUCAAGGCAGCUGAGAGAGAAAGAAGGGAGCAAGUUGCCAUGGAACGUAUGAAAGGUCAGCAGGAGGUGGUGAAAGGUGAAGAGGUGAAGGUCGUCAAAGGAGAAAAUGAAGCUGAAGCUGAAGAAGGAGACGAGUUGAGUCUUAGUCAUGAUGGGGGUGUUGACUUGGAUACGAGUGUUGAAACAUUGAAGGCAAGCGUCGAAACAUUGGAUGGAUCAAAGGGGAGCAAUGAGGAAGACAUGGCCCAUGGAGAUGGAUUGAAACAGGGUCAUGAAAACUCUGGCGAUCUGAACAAAUCUGUUUUUGCAAAAUCAAAGCCUGAUAUGUCUUUCCCUGAUGUUCUUGUGCCAGGACCGAGUAAGAAUGAUACACCAUCAAGUGCAAGUGGAAGUUGUAGUUGGCAGGUUCUAGAUGAUACUACACCGUCUAGUAGCGCCAGCUGGCAGGUGAUAGAUGAACAACAGUCAAAAGAGGGCAGCAUGGUGCUGAGCGACGGUAGUAAUUAUUCAUUGGGUGAUGUGGUGCAGGGUAGUCGCCGUCAAUCAAGUGGACGAAUAUCUCAGAGUAUCAGCAGUGAAAGUCCCAGUUUUGAGCUGAUACCAAAGUCUACGAUGGCCGAGAGUGAGAGCAGUGGCAGUUUUGAUAUCCUACCCGACAGCCCUGAAGAUGAAGAUAGCUCCAUCAAAGCUCUCAAUCCACAGCCUCUACUCGACCCUGAUAUGGACAGAGAACGCAUUGAAGAUAAAUUGGAGCGUGUUUGCGGAGCCAAUUUGGCAUUUACGUCGAAUGUUGCAGCGAUGGCGGUUGCACGGUCGCAGAAUCUUGGGCUGCAGCAGGAUACGUUUGGAGAUGAUAGUGAUGAUGAUGAUGAUGAUGAUGAGAAUGGGGUGACUGUUUUAGAAUGUUGAGGUGACCUCAACAGUUGGAUGUAGUAUGUUUUGUUUUCUUGUCGAUGAUUUUCUUGUUGUUCUCUGAUAUUUUGCUUAUUGUUUUAAUAUACAGUAUUGCAUUGAAUGUCAGACUUUGGUGCUAUUUGGCCAUUUUGCAUUUAGAAGUAUUGUUUAUUGGCAAAUUGACUGUGUCACUUGAUUAAAAAUUUGUUUUGAUUGAAAGUUUUUGUUGUUGAUGAAGAUUCCUGGGUGUUGAUGUCUUAAAAACCUUGAUUUUUGAAAACAAUAUUAUCAAAAGCUUGUAGUUGGCACCUACUACCCAUUUUGGUGCAUUGGGUCACUGCAUGCCUCGCUUUCUUUGUGGCCUUAUUGUUUGCCUAAAACUGUGGACUGGUUGAUAUUUUCUUCUGAACUAUCAACAUUAUAACUGAUGUGCAACUGAUAUCAACUGAAUUGAGAAAUGUGGCAAUUUCAGAUUUAUUGUAUGACUGGGUACAUGUGAUAUUUCAACUUAUUUAUCAACGCCGUCUGUGUAAUUACUGUGGCAUGAUCAUGAUCAUGUUUAACUUGAGUAAACAUAAUUGAUAUUAAAA
This is a messenger RNA of Lineus longissimus, 3225 nucleotides long. RefSeq names its product vezatin-like. The record is from RefSeq and is a predicted model, not a curated record. Gene Ontology annotation, biological process: cell-cell adhesion. Gene Ontology annotation, molecular function: myosin binding. NCBI's taxonomy places the organism in Eukaryota, Metazoa, Nemertea, Pilidiophora, Heteronemertea, Lineidae. The transcript is spliced from 12 exons. Bases 14 to 2650 code for a protein of 878 amino acids. Gene Ontology annotation, cellular component: plasma membrane.